Messenger RNA from Cynara cardunculus var. scolymus (artichoke), 2176 nucleotides. Its product is annotated as probable protein arginine N-methyltransferase 3. Lineage: Eukaryota; Viridiplantae; Streptophyta; Magnoliopsida; Asterales; Asteraceae. Gene Ontology annotation, molecular function: protein-arginine N-methyltransferase activity. Bases 133 to 2022 code for a protein of 629 amino acids. Gene Ontology annotation, biological process: peptidyl-arginine methylation. The transcript has 7 exons. The record is from RefSeq and is a predicted model, not a curated record.
CUCGGCGACUAUACCAAAAACCCUAAUUUGAACCUGUGCCGUCGUCGUGCCACCCAUUUCUACGACUUGCUUUCCAUCCCUACCCUGUUUCUGACCACUUUAUUCUUCAUUUAAUUUGAAUUAUUAAGAACGAUGGUAGCCCCACUCUACAAGAAUCUUGAGCCGACCAUGGGAGAUAAUGAAGAAGACGUUGAUGCUGAUGCUGAUGUUGAUGUUGAUGAUGAACAGAAUUGGGAAGAUUGGACUGCCGAGGGAGAAGGGGAAGACGAUGACCUGGAAUUGCUCUGUUUAUUUUGUGAUUCUAAAUACAGUUCAGCUAAUUCACUCUUUGAACACUGCCAUUCGAGCCACAGUUUUGAUUUUGGAAGCAUCAGGACGACAAUGAAGUUGGAUUUCUAUGGUUGUUUCAAGCUUCUCAACUAUGUUAGAUCACAGGUGGCACGGAAUCAAUGUUGGAGCUGUGGAAGUAUUUGUCAGUCUAGGCAAGAGCUACAAGAUCAUUUACAUGAACAAUCAGGUUUUGAAAGCAAUAAUCUUCCAUGGGACAAUGACAUGUACCUCAAACCAUAUAUGGAAGAAGAUCAUCUUUUGUAUAGUUUUGGUGAAGAUGAAGAAGUUGAUGAUGAUGAUAUAAGAUCAGCUGAUGAGGACCUGGCCAGGAUUAUAAAGGUUUUAGGAAAGACAUGCAUUGACGACAGAACUGAUUCAGAAACAUCUGCUUCUAUUUCUAAGUUUCUUGAAUCCUGCAAGGAGAAUGCAGUGACUGAGGUUGUUUCUGUUUCUAAAAACAAUGGGGCGAGCUAUUCCGACGGUGCAAAGGUGAACUCUAAGAAUGCAAAACUAGGCAGUGCCCAUGAUGGAGUGUCAGAUGAUAAAAAAUCAAAUGAUUCUUCUGUGAACCCUGCCGAUAGUGAAAUCAUAAUCGUGAAUAAGAGCUAUUUUGGCUCAUAUGGUUCAUUUGGUAUCCACAGAGAGAUGAUAAGUGAUAAGGUAAGGACGGAUGCUUAUAGACAAGCUAUUGUAGACAAUCCAUCUCUUAUAAAGGGUGCUGUUGUUUUGGAUGUUGGUUGUGGUACAGGGAUACUGAGUCUGUUUGCAGCCCAAGCAGGGGCCUCAACAGUAAAUGCAGUCGAAGCAAGUGAUAAGAUGGCUUCAGUAGCCACUCAGAUUGCAAAAAACAAUGGUCUUCUCUGGAAUCAGGAGCAGGGAAGCGGAGUAGUUAAAGUUGUCAAUGGCAUGGUUGAAGAUCUUAUUGUAUCUGGAAAAAUUGAGCCCCAAAGUGUUGAUGUUUUAGUGAGUGAGUGGAUGGGGUAUUGUCUACUUUAUGAGUCAAUGCUCAGCUCUGUGCUUGUUGCUCGAGAUCAUUGGUUGAAGCCUGGAGGUGCCGUUCUUCCUGAUACAGCUACCAUGUUUGUUGCCGGAUUCGGAAAAGGUGCCACCAGCAUCCCUUUCUGGGAAAAUGUUUAUGGAUUCAACAUGUCUUGUAUCGGUAACGAACUAGUUGAAGAUGCUUCUCAUAUUCCGAUUGUUGAUGUUGUGGAUGGAAACGAUUUGGUGACAAAUACUGCACUUCUCCAGGUGUUUGACUUGGUGACUAUGAAACCCGAUGAAGUUGAUUUUACCGCAUCUGUUCAGUUGGAACAAAAGUCGUCACAUUCGGCAGGCAUAGAAUCAACCGUAACCAAGUGUUACGGAAUCGUCCUAUGGUUCGAGACCUCGUUUACAAGCAGGUUUUGCAAAGAAAUGCCUACCGUUUUGUCGACAUCGCCUUAUACCCCUCCAACACAUUGGUCUCAAACGUUACUCACUUUUCGGGAACCAAUUUCUUUAUCCAAAAUGUUGGUCAAUGGGAGUUCUUCAACGGUUGGCACCGAUGUCGCACCAGCAGUCAAAAUCGAUUCACGCAUCAGUAUAGCACGUGGGGUCGAACAUCGUAGCAUUGAUAUUUCACUGGAGGUAACAGCUAUUGGGUUUGAUGGUCGAAAACGCCAAUGGCCUGUGCAAAUGUUUCAUAUGCGUUAGAAUUUAACGUUUUUGUAAUGCUUAACAUUCGUUAUUUUCUCGUUGAUUUCGAGUCACGUAUUUCAAAAUACGUAAUAGACAUGCAACACUUUCGUAAAUUUUGAAAUCCAAAAUGAUCGGCAUUGCUGAAAGCUUUGUGUCGGUAUUUUAUCUA